AUGGGUGAUCAGAGUCUUAUUUUCAGAGGCUUGCAUAUCCUUUUCGAGCUUAUUGCCUUUAUCUGUGCCUUGGUAGGCGUCUGCGACGACAAGCAUGAUGGAUGUCGGUUCAGUACCAGCUGGGCCUUUGCUUUUUCUGUCUCAGUUAUCAGCUUGUUUUGGUGGAUCCUGCUUAUUCUCCAAGACAAAUUGAAGUGCUUCUCUUGGAGUGGAAUGUCAACGCUCGAGAAGAUUAUGUGGUUCAUUCUGUACCACUUCGUCUACGCUGCAGCGAUCAUAACUAUCUCAAACGGAAAGAACAGUGCCAAAAUCGCUGCAAAUUGCUUCUGGUGGUUUGAUCUUAUUCUUUUCUUUUUCGAGGCUGCACUGAUGGCAAAUUUAUUCGACAACGUCCAAAUCAAAGGAAUCACAGAUCAAGGGGCGCCGAAUUCAAAUGUUCAAGUCUCCAAGAAAUAG
Oikopleura dioica is the source of this 456-nucleotide messenger RNA. NCBI's taxonomy places the organism in Eukaryota, Metazoa, Chordata, Appendicularia, Copelata, Oikopleuridae. The record is from the annotation of a GenBank genome assembly.